AUGUCAAAAUUAUACAAGCCUUUCUUAAGGAUUUACAAAGAAUUGGAAAAUUCAGAAGACAUUGCUUAAGAUUUUCUUUUUGUAGGUCCUAAAAUAAAAAGCGACUUAAGCAGUGCACAAGGGUUACUAUUUGGAAGCCUUUAUUUCUGCUUUAUUGAUAACUGCGUCAAAAAUUUAGAUAUACCACAAAUUAAAUAGGCAUAGGAUUUUUUUAAAGUAUUAUUAGCCCAAUAAAAUGAUUUGAUUGAAAAUGAAAAAAAUCAAAUUGAUAAAAUUUUCUAUCAAAUUAAUCAAAUCUUGAAAUCGCUAAAAAUAUUUGAAGGUUGUUCCAAAUGUAAGAAAUGCGAAAAUUUAGAAACAUGUGAAAAAUUUAGUGACAUCAAUGAAAUUUGUAAAUCUUUAUCAAAUUUAGAAAAUUUGUUCACUCAAAAGUAGAAAUAGGAUAAAGAAAACUAUAAAUUUAAUGAAUACUUUGAGUUUUGUGCUUCUUUAGCAUUGAUGGAAAAACUAGUCAGUUAUAGCUAAGCUAAUAAUCUACCAAAUGAGGAAUUCUUAAGGAAACAUAACAUAAUUUUUAAUUAAAUAGAAUAAAAUGAUUUCUUUACUGCAUAAAUGAAGAGUGCUUUCAACUAAAUUUGCGAAAUAUUGCAAAUUAGUUGCACAUUUUACUAUGAAUUCAACUAAAGCUUGAUUAAAAUCAGCCAGCACCAAAGCGUUAGCAAGUAAGAUCUUCACAUCACAUACAACUAUAAUAUAAUAUUUAGCUAGGAUUAUUCUAGUUUCAGAUUCGGCUAUAGUACAACUAAAAUAAAUGAGCAGAAUAUGUUAAAAGAUAAAAUGUAUUCUCAAAAUGACAUCAUAUAAAUCUUAAAGCAAACUGAGAAGACUUGCCUUAAUAACAAAGAGUUCCCAUUAAUAAAAUAAAAAUUGUAAGACGAAGAAGAUUUGAAAAAUAAUAAAUAAUAUUAUCUUCAUCAAAUCAAAAGCCUGUUAGAAUAAUAAAAUGAAUAUGCUCCUACUUUGAAAAUUUGGAUCGACUAUAUUAAUGAUGAAAGGAAAAGAAAAUAUGAGUUGGAAUGUGAAAUAUAACAAAUGCAAAUAGACCUUAAAUAUUAAUGA
Molecule: messenger RNA, 1119 nt
Organism: Tetrahymena thermophila SB210
Lineage: Eukaryota; Ciliophora; Oligohymenophorea; Hymenostomatida; Tetrahymenidae
Exons: 1
Source: RefSeq, a predicted model, not a curated record